This is a messenger RNA of Cercopithifilaria johnstoni, 675 nucleotides long. NCBI's taxonomy places the organism in Eukaryota, Metazoa, Nematoda, Chromadorea, Rhabditida, Onchocercidae. The record is from the annotation of a GenBank genome assembly.
AUGCAGACUACUGAGACAACAGUCCGAAUGGCUGAAAGUGAAGAAUUUCCAACGGAGGUUGAAAUUUUCGAAGAUGUUCACGAUUCUCAGUUUAUUCGACCCAUGAGGAUGAAAUUCAAAAGGGGUGAUAAGCUAAUCAAAUGGGAUCUUAUCCUACGUCAUGACAGUGUUGCCUGUUUACUGUACCACAAACGGAAACAGUUACUGCUCUUUGUAAAGCAGUUCCGGCCACCUGUCUAUAUAUCGAAAGUACGUAGACUAGACGGAAACGUUGAUAAAAAGUGGAAUGAAAUAAAUUGGUCGAAAUAUCCAAUAAGUAUGGGUGAAACGAUCGAACUCUGCGCUGGUAUUAUUGAUAAACCGAAUGUUAGUUGGAGAAAGCAUAUGCAAGAAGAAAUUCAUGAAGAAUGUGGCUAUAGUGUUGACGAAGCUUGCAUUCAAAGCAUAAAAACAUUUGUAACAGGUGUCGGUUCAUCGGGUUCCCGGCAGGAAUUGUUUUACGCUGAGAUCGAUGAAACGAUGAAAGUUAGUGAAGGAGGUGGCAUAGAUUCCGAAAAAAUUGAUAAGAUUUUCAUGACGAUACCUGAAGCGCAGAAAUAUUGUGAUCAAAAUGAAGUAGCAAGUUCUCCUGGAAUGCUUUAUGGUUUGAUGUGGUUUUUCAAAAAUCGAAUAUAA